This is a messenger RNA of Megalopta genalis, 4640 nucleotides long. It is a transcript of the gene Chsy, whose product is annotated as Chondroitin sulfate synthase. The record is from RefSeq and is a predicted model, not a curated record. Gene Ontology annotation, molecular function: glucuronosyl-N-acetylgalactosaminyl-proteoglycan 4-beta-N-acetylgalactosaminyltransferase activity. Gene Ontology annotation, cellular component: Golgi cisterna membrane. Lineage: Eukaryota; Metazoa; Arthropoda; Insecta; Hymenoptera; Halictidae.
CGCGUUCGAUCGCGGGUCCCGCUCCAAAAUUUAGGUAAUCGGGUCUGUAUAUCGAUAAUCCAUAGUCUAAUAAAAAUAGAAGCGUGUCGCGGCUGCCGGCCCAGCCGAGGAGGAAUCGGUGGGAUCCGUUGUUCGACGACGAACCAAUAACUUCGGGAUGCAGAUCGCGCUGUGCGGACGCUGGUUACGCAUCUGUCGAGAUUCCGCAGGCGUUUAGCGACCGCGAGGAAACGCGGGAUACCGGAGGUUCUUACAUAAGCUUUCUUCUGGCGUACGUGCAUCUGGAAGAAAUCGCGAAGAAUCCGGCGGCCAUCGCGUGGCCAGCGAGACGAAGUUCGGGAGACGAAGUUUGAGAGACGAAGAAGCUAGAAAGUCAGAGAGGAAGCCGAAAGGAGAGGAUCCGGAAAAGAGUCGGAUCCGAGAGGCUGUCGAAGGUUGCCGAGGUCAGGAGCAGGGGAUGAAGGACCUGCGUUGAUCGCCGACCUCGUCCGAAACGCGAACGCUUGCCCGUCCUGAUUCCCGAUGCGAUUGGGUCGAGGGAGUUUAGUGCACACUGAACCGACAGGCCGAUCGGACUGCCUGGCUCCGACUAGCUGGCUGACUGCUUGGCCGACUGGUUGCUCGGCUGCCUGACUGCAAGCCGGCUCGGUCUCUUCUCGAUUCUCGUUCAGUCGCUGUCCCGACAUCCUGCUCGCAACACGUCCGCGGCGGGUGCCACCGCGGCCUCAGCCUCUCCACGUUCCCUCUGGUCGUCAUCUCGGCUUCAGCCUCUGCCAUGCCGCGGGGGACAAGGCUGGGCCCAGGUUUUUUCGGCGCCGGCUAGGACCCACGUGGAUCGACAGCCGAAUAGAAGUCGGCCGGAUCGGCGCGACGGCUCGCGGCGAAGCUUAUCGGAGAAGAGAUACGUACGCGCGCACCUUCGCCGGACCGCUUCUAAGUCCGCUAAUUAAAUCGGUGUGUUGGAAGUUGUCGGACAAGCGACGUUCUUGUUGUGCGGGACAGUGAAAGAGAGAGAGAGAGAGCGCGCGGGUCGUGGGUGGACGAGCAAGGUGGCAGGCUGUGACCGAGCGGACCCCGAAAUUUCUGCGAGCCGGCAUCAGCUUCUUGCGCAAAUUAACAUGGAAUCCCGAUUGCUCGGACGUUCGAGAACUCGCGGACAGUUCGCGGAGCAGCUCGGCAGAGUGCGGUCGCUGAGAUCACCGAAAGGAUUCGAUGUUUGAUCAGAGCAGCGCUCGGUGCUUCCAGUGGGAGCAAUGGACGAAUCCCCGGCGAUCUUACUAAUUAGCGCAUUGAAAUCAUUAAAGACGACGGCGGCGAGCGUUAGAAUGACGACGAUGAACCCUGCCGGUGGUCCGUGGACCCCGGAAGAGUGCCAAUGGAGGAGGUGACGUAUCACCCAGUGAUGCGUAAACGACGUGGAUUGGCCAGCGCCGUUCUGGGCCUGAUAGUGGGCCUUCUCCUAGGUUUCCUGAUCCAAAGUUUCCGGAUCCUGUCUACGAGCCAUCAGCAACGGUUCAAUGUUUACGCGUCCUCGAUGGCCGGGCCGCGGGCUGCGAGGCCGUCAUCGACGAGAAACAUCAAGCUGAUGGACGACGAGCAGAUAAACAGUUCGUCGACGAGCCUGGUCUUCGUGGGCGUGAUGACGGCCGGCAAGUACCUCGACACGAGGGCCAAGGCCGUCUACGAGACCUGGGGUAAGGAUCUUCCAGGUAAAAUUGCCUUCUUCUCGUCGGAGACGUCCACCGUUCCCGAGAACUGUCCGGAUCUGCCUCUGGUCGCGUUGCCGCGGGUCGACGACACCUAUCCGCCCCAGAAGAAGUCGUUCAUGAUGCUGCAGUACAUGUGGAACAACUUCGGCGAUCGUUUCGAGUGGUUCCUCAGGGCGGACGACGACGUUUACGUGAGGACCGACCGUCUCGAGAAGCUGCUGCGAUCCGUCAACUCGAAGAGAGCCAUGUACAUCGGCCAGGCUGGCAGAGGGAACUCCGAGGAAUUCGGGCUGCUGUCCUUGGAGUACGACGAGAACUUCUGCAUGGGCGGACCGGGCGUCAUUCUGUCCAGGGAGACCUUGAGGAGGAUCGUGCCGCACAUAAAGUAUUGCCUGAGACAUCUGUACACGACGCACGAGGACGUUGAGCUGGGGAGGUGUGUGCAGAAGUACGCCGGCAUACCUUGCACCUGGAGCUACGAGAUGCAGUCGAUCCUGUACCACAACAGCAGCGGUGCACAGGCGUUCACCGGAAACCUGAAGAAAAAGGAAGUCCAUCGUGCUAUUACCCUGCAUCCCGUCAAAAGCCCGCCGCAUAUGUACAGGCUGCACAAUUACAUGAGGGCGCUCAGAAUACAGGACCUGCAGCAGGAAAGGCUGAAUCUGCACCGGGACGUCUACGCGAUGGCCAAACAGCUGGGCACCGCCGUCGAGGAUUUGAGCGGCUUCGAAAUAGCUGACGGUGUGCCGCUGUUUCCGGUUGAUCCUCACUCCGCGGAGUAUCCCGGCGACACGGAAAUAUUGGGUGUUCCGGCGGGACUGCAAUCGUUCAGGCCGGCGGCCAGUCGCGACGUAAUUCCCUGGGAUUUUCUCUCGCGGUCGGAGUACAGUUUAGCGGACUCGAAUCCCCGGCGGAGGAUCCACAGCGACAUAAAGGAAGGUCUGGAGGACAUCACGCGGGAAGUAAUGGCCUCCAUAAACGCGUGCUCGCGGCAGCGCGGCCGCGUCGUCGAGGAAAGGUCAGCCCUAUACGGGUACAGACGGGUGGAUUCUUACGGCGCCGACACGAUACUGGAUCUCCUGCUGGUCUACCGGAAGUACAGAGGCAGAAAGGUCACGCUGCCGGUUAGGCGACACGUCUACCUCCACCAGCACUUCACCGGACUGGAAAUACGGGAAACCGUGGACGGCGAGGAGGUGGACGAGGUGAACAAACGCCGGGAGAACGAGAAGUCGCUGCAGAACAUAUUCCGCGGCGGUUUUCUGAACCUGAAUUUCAACUCCGAGGAGGAGGAUCCGGUCAGGAGCAAGACCAUCCACUUCGUGCUGCCCCUGGCCGGCAGGCACGAGGUCUUCCAAAGGUUCCUACAGAACUACGAAGAGAUCUGCCUGACCAGCGACCAGAGGACGGCCCUGCUGGUCGUCCUCUAUCACCACAGGACCGAGAACUCCUUCAAUCAAACGAUAGAUCUGAUCGAGCAACUCAAGUACAAGUACAGAAGCGCCAGCAUCGAUAUUCUGCCCGCUUCGGGCCCGUUCUCCAGGGCGAGAGCACUGGAUCUAGCCGCUUCCAGGCUGCAGAACGACGAUCUGAUGUUCUUCGUCGACGUGGACAUCGUGUUCACCGAGGCCGCGCUUUACAGGAUAAAGGCGAACACUCUUCUAGGUAGACAGAUCUAUUUCCCGGUGGUGUUCAGCCAGUACGAUCCGAAGAUCGUGGGCAAAGGAGGGCGGGACCCGUUCGCCAUCGACGAGACUUCCGGCUACUGGAGGCAGUUCGGCUUCGGCAUCGUCUCGCUGUACAAGCAGGACUAUCGAGCGGUGGGCGGCUUCGACCUCUCCAUACAAGGCUGGGGAAAAGAGGACGUGGACUUCUUCGAGAAAGCCGUGAAGUCCAGCAUCAAGAUCUUCAGGGCCGCGGACAGGGGCCUGGUGCACGUGUACCACGACGUGGAGUGCAGCAAGGACCUCUCCGAGGUGCAGCUGUCCAUGUGCAUGGGCACCAAGGCCGACACUUACGCGGGAAUGGAGACGCUGGCGAGGAUGAUCUAUCAGAAUCCGGACAUCCUGCGAUUCGCCAAAGCGAAGAGAGCGAACCUGACCAAUGCUGCCGUUUGAGAACGGCCGACAACGGCUGACGUUACCUCCGACGAUAACGCAGACACCGUGGUUCCGCAGUGCAAUGAACGUUUCCGCGGGAUCCGGCAGCAUUUGUACAUACACUGUGCGAUUAUGGUACUCUCGCGUACCCGAUAUUUAAGAGUGACAUGAAUUCACCAAAGCCAUUGCCGUAUAAGUUCGAUAAUUCGAGUCGACAUCGAAGCUUGCUGCGCCGGUAAAACAGACCGCGGACACCGACGGGCUAAUUUAACGAUUACGAUUAAAUUUGUAAGCUGUUAGAUCGGUACGCGAACGAUCAACGUACGGGAUCCGAUCGACGUCCUGUGCGCCAAGAUUACGGCAUUGUUGGCGCUAGAAACAUCGACGCGCCGCUCUAAGAUCGUUUCUAGCGGCGGACGUGCCUCUCUUUCCUAGCGAUGGAAUGCGAAUUAUAGAUUUGUUUUCAGAAUCGUGUAGUUACGCGUGUUCGUUAGCUGGGGCUCCGCGCGGAACGGUAAAAAAAAAUUAGUGCCGGCCGAGGGCGUAGAACCGCGUGCGAGACGAUUCGAGAUGCCAAUACUCCUGAGAACGUUCCGCUGUAUCAGUUGUGUAAGUACAUGUGAUAUUAUCGUGCCUUGUGUAUAGACUUUUUAUUUGUGAAUUUUCUGUACUGCCUAUUUUAUCGUACCUAUUUGUACCUACGCGCGACCAGUUGUGAAAAUACGGCGCGCGAGAACCCCAUCCACACUUGCAUAAGCGUUUAUGCAAUUCUCGCUCGCCGAGAUGCUUCGACAUUUCAUCGAAUUCCAAAUAAAAUUUCUCUAUUGAAUAA